GUGUUUCUUAAUUCAUAGAUUAAAGUCUAAUAAUUAUAUACUUUGUAUCAAUGUAUAUAAAUGUAGGUACAGAUGUUGCAGGACUUGAAGAUGAAAUUGUGACUUUCCUUCCAGGAUUUCCUUCAUUACGCCUUGGUGACUUGCCUAAUGGAGUGGUCAUGGGAAACUUAGAAGCUCCCUUUUCAAUUCUGCUAUAUAAAAUGGCACAUGCUCUUCCACGAGCCACCGCGGUUAUCAUUAACUCCUUUGAAGAAGUAGACCUCCUUCACACAAAUGAUCUCAAGUCCAAGUUUCAGAAGUUCCUCAGUGUAGGACCUUUCAACUUCACAUCGCCUUUACCAUGGUCGAACAGGGAUGAGCAUGGCUGUCUAGCUUGGCUGGACAAGCACAAAGCCGCGUCCGUGGCAUACAUUGGCUUUGGUACCAGGGCAACACCUACGCCUAAAGAGGUAGGGGCAUUGGCCGAGGCACUUGAAGCAAGUGGUACUCCAUUUCUUUGGUCUCUUGGGGACAAUAUGACAAGGCACUUACCAAAAGGAUUCUUGGGGAGGACAAGCACUGGGAUUGGAAAAAUAGUGGCAUGGGCACCCCAGGUACAAGUCUUUAUUUUAUUUCAUUUUUAUUUAUAUUCUAAGUACAGUACUGACACACUUUUGCUCAUGUUCGGGCUCGAACCCCUCCCAAGUACAAGUGUUGGAACAUGCUGCUAUUGGAGUUUUUGUGUCGCAUUGUGGAUGCACCUCGGUGUUGGAAAGCAUUGCCGGUGGUGUGCCAAUGAUCUGGAGGCCAGUCUUUGCAGAGCAGCAAUUGAAUACAUGGAUGGUCGAAAACUUGUUGCAAAUUGGAGUGAGGGUUAAAGGCGGGGUCUUGACUAAAAGUGGUACAAUGCAUGCUCUGGACCUGAUUCUUAAGAAUGAGAAAGGGAAGAAAUUAAGGGAGCAACUUGGGGUGUUCAAAGAGCUUGCUCUCAAGGCUGUUGGACCAAAUGGGAGUUCAACUCAAAAUUUAAAGACCUUGCUCGAGUUGGUCACCAAGUGACAAUCUCUAAAACUAUGUUUGGUCAAAAGGAAGAUUCCUCCCUUUGAUUCGGUCCACUAUGUCCUUGAAAUAAUUAAUGUUUAUGGGAUACUUGUUGUGUUGUGAUUAGGAGUCAAUGUCAUCUUAGAUUGCUAAGAAUUCAAUAAGUGAAGUUACUUUCUGUAUCUAUGCAAUAAGAUAAAACUUCACCAAAAUCUUGAGUUGAGUAGUAUAUCAUCUACCUCUCUAAAACAGAGGGAGUGAUUUACUCCUAGUGAAUGUUGUUUUUGUUUGCUACAUUCUCUCUUCAUUUAUACACUUCACAUUUACCUUUCGAAAAAAGAAAAAAAAAAGGUUUACCUACCACGAAGAAAAAAUAAAAUGACUUGAAAAUUUCCGAGUACCACUUAAUAUGUCAUUUUAAAUUAGCAUAUUAAGUGAUACCUUAAUUAAUGGAAUUAUAUUGAAUCAUAGAAGAAAGAUUUUGGACUUAAUUUUUGUAGUGAUCUUGAGUUCGAUUCUCUUCUCUUGAGAUCAGACAUUUAUAUAAGAUGAGAUUAGUCUCACCCAAAAAGCGAGUAUAUCCUUCUAAUCACGAAA
Messenger RNA from Cornus florida, 1617 nucleotides. RefSeq names its product anthocyanidin 3-O-galactosyltransferase F3GT1-like. Gene Ontology annotation, molecular function: UDP-glycosyltransferase activity. NCBI's taxonomy places the organism in Eukaryota, Viridiplantae, Streptophyta, Magnoliopsida, Cornales, Cornaceae. The record is from RefSeq and is a predicted model, not a curated record. The transcript has a single exon. The coding region runs from base 51 to 857 and encodes 268 amino acids.